This is a messenger RNA of Ilex paraguariensis (yerba mate), 2514 nucleotides long. NCBI's taxonomy places the organism in Eukaryota, Viridiplantae, Streptophyta, Magnoliopsida, Aquifoliales, Aquifoliaceae. The record is from the annotation of a GenBank genome assembly.
AUGACGGAGAAGAGAAAGGACAGAGAUGGGAAUAAACACAAGAAAGAGGGAGGGCACAAGAAGAGAAAGCAGUUCAAUUCCAAAGCCUCGAGUCAAGGAAAAAACACAAAAAAGGACAACAAGAGAGGUGAGAGGGGGAAGAAGACUGGGCCUCGUUUGCCGAAUGCAUUCAUGAAGGAGCUCGGUAUCAUAAAUCGUUCUGAGCAAGACUAUUUGAACAGUGAUGAAGACAUUGAUUCUGAUGAUGUCAACAAUGUCUAUGAAUAUGAAGAAGCGAUUCCAGAGGAAGAAUCCAGGAAGAAUCGCCGAUAUGAUCAUGUCGAUAACUUCGAAUAUGAACUUCCUGAGAAAUUUAAGGAUGAGAAUGUAGCAUCAGAUGAUGAGGACGAUGAAAAUGAAGAUGAAGAUGAAGAUGUUGAUGGUACUAGGGAAAACCAUGAAGGAGGGGACCUUGAAGAGGAGGAUGAUGGAAGGCAUGCAAGGAUGUUGCAAGAAAUCACUGGCUUGCCCAGUGAUGCUUUCGAAGGCAAGAAGAGGAAAAAUGAUGUUGUCAUAUCAGAGGCAUAUCCUGAGUCUGAAUAUAAUCCUAGUCGUGAUGUUCUAGAUGGUGAUGGCCGCAUUAGUAUUGAAGAUCUUCUGGACCCACUUCAUGGAAAGUCUGGCUUCAGCAAACUUAGGAAGAGCAUGCAUCGAAUGGAGAGAAGGUCAAUGUCCAUUCAUGCACCUCUUCCAAAACCAGAUCGAGAGAGAUUGGAGAGGAAGGCAGCAUAUGAACAAUCAAAGAAGGACAUCUCCAAGUGGGAACCAUUAGUCAAGAGGAAUAGAGAGGCACCUACCAUUUAUUUUGAUGAAGAUAUAGAUCUGGGAUUUUCAACUGUAGGGGCAAUAGCAUCUGAAUUUGAACCUAGAACUGAUUUAGAGAAGAAAAUUGCUACCUUGGUAAAUGAUAAUGAGGUUGUCGAAGCUCAUUUAAAAGAUGGUGCCAGACUUCUUGAAUUGAACAAGAUAUCCAUUGAAGAUGUGAAGGAUCACCAGAACCGUCUUGCUAGAAUGCGCAGUCUUCUUUUUCGUCAUGAAAUGAAGGCAAAACGUGUCAAAAAGAUAAAGUCCAAAACAUAUCAUCGAUUGUUAAAAAAAGAUAGGUUUAAAGCUGCAGUGACUGCAAUGGAAAUGGAUCCAGAAGCUGCAAAAGAACUUGCAAUGAAGCAAGAGUUCAAAAGAGCUGAGGAACGCUUGACGCUGAAGCACAAGAACAGCUCCAAAUGGGCGAAGCGCAUAUUGAAGCGUGGUUUGGAUGUCCAAGAUGAAGGAACUCGUGCUGCUGUAGCUGAACAGCUACAUCAACAUGCUCUUUUGACUAGAAAAAUAAAUUCUAUGAAGGAAAAUAGUGGCAGUGAUGACAUCAGCGACGAAGAUGAUGACGAUGAAAUCUCAGAUGGUUCAAACGAGACUGGUGCUUCGAAAUUGUUAGAGAAAGCAAAAGAGAAGACACGUGGAGUUUUAGAAGAAGCUGAUGAAAUGCCUAAAUCGGGAGUGCUUUCUUUACCUUUCAUGGUACGGGGGUUGAAAAAGAGAAAAGAGGCCGCCGAUGAGGAAAUGAAGCUUGUUCUGCAGGAGUAUGAGUCAUCAUUGAAGCAGUUGGAGGAUAAGAGUGAGGCUGAAAGUUUAAUGACAGGUACUUCAAGUGGUAGAAGGGUGUUUGGUGCUCCUAAAAAGCAGGUUCAAGAAUCCAGUAAAAAGAUUGAAUCAGAUUAUUAUUAUAAUAAGAGUGAUAGUGAAGAUGACUUUGAUGCCAAAGAAGAUGUUGACGUUGGGCAUGCCAAAAGUGAUUAUUCUCAGAAAGAUGUUGACAUUGAUCCUGAUUUACUUCGUGAACAGUCUGAAAUUGAUCAUGAUCAUGUGUUUAAGAGUUUUGAUGAUAUUGUUAAAGACCCAGGGCCAAAGACAACAUAUGAAGUUGCUAUUUUCGCAUCCAAUUCAUGGAAAAAGAUGAAAAAUUUAUCAGAAAACAAUGAUGAGAUCAGCAGUGAGAAUAAACAAGUUGCCCAUGCCAAAAACUCGUCAAAAGUUAUGGAAUCUGCUUUGCAUAACCAAGAUAUAGAGGAAGAAGAUGAGGAAAGUGAUACAGAUAGUGAAGGGCAGAUGGUAGAUGGGGUUUUGUCCUCUGGCACAAAGUCAACUUAUGAACUCCCGUCCCAAGAAGAACUUAUACAGCGUGCUUUUGCGGGUGAUGAUGUCAAGGAAGAUUUUGAAAAAGACAAAGAGGAGGUCUUGAAUGAGGAAAAUCCAGAUCCUGAAAAGCCUGUGUUACUCCCUGGCUGGGGCCAAUGGACUCAUAUACAGAAAAAGAAAGGCUUACCUUCUUGGAUGCUGGAUGAGCAUGAGAAUGCCAAAAAAAAGAGGGAGGAAGCCCUAAAGAAGAGGAAAGAUGCACAUCUUAAACAUGUGAUCAUCUCUGAAAAGUUUGAUAAGAAGGUUAGUUUUAAUUUUGAAAUUCAAUGCCCAUUUCUUUAG